Molecule: messenger RNA, 3349 nt
Organism: Drosophila subpulchrella
Lineage: Eukaryota; Metazoa; Arthropoda; Insecta; Diptera; Drosophilidae
Gene: dpr10
Product: zwei Ig domain protein zig-8
Exons: 7
Coding region: 323-1423 (366 amino acids)
Biological process (GO): synapse organization
Cellular component (GO): neuron projection membrane
Source: RefSeq, a predicted model, not a curated record
CAUCGACGGUGAACGCAAGGCGAAGGCGCGGAAAAGCGCGUGGAAAAACCAAAUAAAAAGUUGAUGGAAAUCAGGGUCUAAUAGAAGCAGAGACACAAAAAAGUGUUGUGUGUGAAUAAGGGAAAUCAAAACAAAAAUAUAUCUUGCCCACAGAAAUUGCCAUAGAUCAAAGCUCGCAAAGCAAACAAAGUGCGAAUUGAUAGGACACAAAGCAAACAUUAAAAAGUGUUAGGAAAAAGAAUAUAUCGAGGAUUGGAGGGAAAGUGAAAAAGUAUAGCUGCAACACUAAAAAGAGACCGCAAAUCGAGUGGGUCAUCGCAAAAUGUUGACCCUGUGGACGGCACUUUUCUGCUGCCUGACGGGGCUGGCCGUGUGCUACCAGCGGCAAUCUGUGAGCAACAACAACCACAACAACGCCGAGGCGAAGCCCACCCACGCACCCCCCUCGCAUUAUCCUCAUGGCCACAAGUGGAACGAGCCGUACUUUGAUCUCACGAUGCCCAGGAACAUCACAUCACUGGUGGGCAAGUCCGCGUAUCUCGGCUGUCGUGUCAAGCAUCUGGGCAAUAAGACGGUCGCCUGGAUACGACAUCGUGACCUGCACAUCCUCACCGUGGGCACCUAUACCUAUACGACAGAUCAGCGGUUCCAGACCUCCUACCACCGGGACAUCGACGAGUGGACCCUGCAGAUCAAGUGGGCACAGCAGCGGGACGCCGGGGUCUACGAGUGCCAAAUAUCCACGCAGCCCGUGCGCAGCUACUCGGUCAACCUGAACAUCGUGGUGCCCACGGCCACCAUUCUGGGAGGACCCGAUCUGUACGUGGACAAGGGCAGCACCAUAAAUCUCACUUGCAUCAUCAAGUUCAGCCCGGAGCCGCCGACCCAUAUCUUCUGGUAUCAUCAGGAUAAGGUCCUCAGCGAGGAGACUUCGGGCGGUCGGCUGAAAUUCAAGACCAUAAAGUCGGAGGAGACCAAAUCCAUUCUGCUCAUUUACGAUGCGGAUCUCCUGCACUCCGGCAAGUACUCCUGUUAUCCUUCGAACACGGAGAUAGCCAGCAUACGCGUCCACGUCCUUCAGGGCGAGCGACCCGAGGCGAUGCAAACGAACGCGGCCCCGGCAGCCGUCGCCCUGGCCUGUUGGUCCUGUCACUUUGGCCAGGCCACGCAGGCGGUCAGGGUAAUUAGCACAAUGGUGGCGGCACUUGUUUUGUUGGAGGCCUGCUCCUCGCUGUUGCUCCAAGGAGGUGGAGGUGGAGGUGCAGGUGGCGGCGGAGGUGGCGGUGGAUGUCCUGGAGGCGGAGGACCCGCUAAAAUCAGGGAGAGACUGGAGAAAUCGCGCCCAAGAUCCCCAGACGACCCCAAGGAACCCUCGACGACGUCUGAGGAGCGUGUCAAUAAUGGCAGCCGGAAUGCACGGUGAUAAAUUAAUGUCGCCCCGUUGGAAUUCCACCGCCAAUGCAGCGCCCAAAUGCAGCAGAAAUGAUUUAUGGGAGAAGUUGCAGGAGCAGCAGGAGCUGCAGGGAGCAGCACCUGAGGUCCUUCCACUCCAGCUGCAUGUAAUACCUUUCUGAAAAACCAACUAAUUAUGCUAAUGAUGGAAGAUGCUCCUGCUGUUGCUCCUUCGUCUCCUACUCACCAAAGUUGUAAGUAAGUGUGUUUCUAAUUAAGUGGGCUGGGGAUUAGUUAGUUAGGCGGAAAUCAGAGCCAUGUACAUAAACUUCUCACGUAAAUUGCCAGCACACUAGCGAACUUAGCUAAAUGGAAAGCAUUUCGAACGAAUCAUCAAAUUAGAGAACUAUAUUCAAGUGGUUUGCUUAUAGAGCCAGGCCUAGGUGUUUAAAGGAAUAUUAAAGUGAAUAAAAUGGAAAACAGGGGUCUUUAAUGAAUGGCAGAGAUUUGGAGGUGUCAUUUAAGGUGUUCCAAGAAAGGCAAUUAAGUAAUUCGCUCUAAAAACCCAAAGGGUAUCACAUAAUUCGUUCUCUAAGUAUAAGAAAAGAAAUUUAAUUUGUAAAUAGUGCCUGGGACACCUAAACACUGUUUUUAAGUAUCUACAGAUCUCCACAAAGACCCCUGAUUAGGAACUUAAGUAUAUACGUAGCGAAAGUUUACUCAGAUCGUUGUAAAUAAUAUUGGGAUUCGUUCUUGAUUUAUGUGUUGUCCUUGGGUUACCCUGUAUAGCCUAGCAUUUAAGCAAUGUAAAUAUUUAGAGAUACAAAGUAGCUAACUGUUUCGACACGAACUUCUUCGAAGGUUCCUAAACUAAUUUUUGAGCAAAUUUACAUGUCCACUGGUGACCCCCAAUAUCUAUGGGGAACUGGGGAGAAUUCAUGGGAAAUUCCUGCCAAAACCCGCCUCAGUUUGAAGUGCGACUUUCCGGACUAACAAUUUAUUUAGAAGAAUUUCUCCAAGUCAUGUGGGCAGUUCCUGUUCCCAUUUACCAACGCCCAGAACGAGUUCAUUGCUCCCCUAGUCCAGUAAAAUUUAGAGCUCCCAUUUCAGCAUGUCCGGUUGCAUUUUUACACCCAAACCCUGCCCGUUCCUCAGGAAAAAAGGGGGAAGACACAACUGGCAAGUCACUUUUCACUCUUGUCAACAAAAUAUUUGCAUUUCCAUUCGCCGAGGCGGUCGAAUGUGUUCAGGUUGGGUUUGUCUUGAAGGACUUUGUCCGGGAAACCGAGCCGAGCGAUGGCUCCUUCAUCCUGUGCCACAUUUAAAAAUGUAUGGGGCACUGGGAGUCCGGCCCCUUAAAUGGGGCUGAGUUUAACUGAUCAAAAUUGUAAAUAAACCUGCAUAUAUACCAUAUGAAUAAACUAUAAACUGUACUCAAGUAUUCGUGUGGUAGUCGUACAUUACAUAUAAAAACGAACACAUAAUGCACACUGCGCGCGAAUCAGUCAUAUAUAUCUUUAUAUAUAUAUGGAUAUGGAUUUAUAUACGUACAUGGAUGUAUCGGUAUUAAAAGUGUAAACCCAACGCAUGCAAAAUUAGUCGCGACAUGUAAAUGAAUGUUUAAUGGGUAAAUUAAUGUUGCCAUAAGCGGGACAGAAAAAACCAUGAAUAUAAUUGCAAUUAAGCAAAUAAAAUAAUAUAUGUUAUAAGCAUAAUAUGGGGAAAAAUAGCGAGUAUUAUAACAGAAGCCGAAAAGCAGAAUGCGGAAAUAAAAACAUAAAACAAAAACAAACUCUGUUGACUUUUGUUGCAAACAAAAUGGCAACGUAUUAUAAAGAUUAUGAAAUUGUUUUUAAUUUUUAAGCGAGUAGCCACGUAAAUAUGGAAAUCGGUAUGGAAAAUUUCAAUAAAGUUUUUUUAGUUACUACCAUCCAAAUGAUAAAUAUGUAUAACAAAA